Messenger RNA from Pelobates cultripes (western spadefoot toad), 18607 nucleotides. The record is from the annotation of a GenBank genome assembly. NCBI's taxonomy places the organism in Eukaryota, Metazoa, Chordata, Amphibia, Anura, Pelobatidae.
UGUUGAGACAGACAUUGCUUGUGUGUGAUCAAAGGUGAGUGAUUUUUCAAUUCCUACUCUUAUUAUAUUGAUUUAUUUGCAUUUGGCAAACCAGUUUUUUAUUUGAUCUUUGUUUAAUCUUUGCCUACUGUAUCCAAUUCUACUGUAUUGUAUUGAUCCCUAUAAAAAAAUAAUAAGAAUACUUUUUAUAACAAUAAAAUGGCAAUAUAUUUGGCAACGCUGUAACUAAAAUGGCAAUAUAUUUGGCAACGCUGUAACUGAUGGUUGUAAAUAUGAAUGCUGAUAUAUUGCCAUUCAGGGCAAACUAAAAAAAGACAUAACAGAUUCCUUCCAAAUAUCCCUCUCUCUCGACCUGUGCAACUAUCAUCCUGACACUUACCUACCUUGGCCAUAACCAAAUCAGUUUUGUUGAGGAAAAUAUAGACCAUAGCUCAGUGAAAUUGUCAUUGCGCUCUUAUUUGUUCUAUGAAUCCUUGCUGUCGUUAUAUGUUCAAUAAUUGACUGUAAUUGUUCUUUAAUCUAACUUGAUUUAUCUUCUAAAUAUUAAAACUAGCUAUAUUGCAAUUUAAUUACUGUUAUCAAAAUGUUAUUUUCAAUUCUAUAAUUUGAUAUUCUAUGUAAAGUGUUCUACAUAAAAGCAAAAUAUGUGAAUUAUACAAAUAAAAUAUGAAGAUGGACAGAAGACAGACAGAUUAAGAUAGAUUAACCCAUACACUCAACUUUUUAUCUAUAAAGGCAUGAAUAUUCCACAAACACCCCCUCUAACAAUACUUACCUGAAUGUAGUAUUUUUUCGUUACAGGAAAACAAGGGGUAAUAAAAUCCCCCCAGGUUUCAUUAAUAAACAUCUGGAUCUUACUUGAGAGUAACAGGAAAUUUCUGAAUUUUAGAAUCUCAGUUUAGAGUUAAUCUAAAGAAAAACAACUAACGCAAAAAUAUAUUUUUAUGAUAAAUGACAAUCUAGUUAUUUAAUAUUCCGUAUAGUUUCAUAUUAAGUUAAUUUAGCUUAAGGUUUAAUUCUAAGUAACAAUAUCUGGUUAUUUGCAAUAAAUAGGACAGGCGCUGUAUGAAAUCAGAAAUGUGUUUUGCAUUUUUUUAGGAAAGAUUUAAAAACAGUUAAUUGUGUAAUUCCUGUCUGACCCCUGUGGAUUUCCUUGAGUGUAAUCCAUCGCAUGUCUUGCAGUAGUUCUAUGUUGUUGUACAAGUAUAUGGAGCGCUUUACUGCCCUUUGAUGUAGCUACUAAUGAUUUCAGCAUGGCCAUAAAAUGUAUGCGCGUUAUUUAAGUUAUUUUUAGUUUUUAUUUAAAAAAAUUUCCACCUGAAAAACAUAUAUACAACUGGCAAGGGGAAGGCAUAUUUCGAUUUACUUUAUUAACCCAUUCGUUUUUAGAGGGCUUUCUCUGCAGUAAUUAUUAAAACAAUGUGGAUAGUUUGUUAUGUGUUUGACCAUUCUUAAAGGACCACUAUAAUGCCAGGAAAACAUACUCGUUUUCCUGGCACUAUAGUGCCCUGAGGGUGCUCCCACUCUCCGUCCUCCUCCCGCCCGGCUCUGGGGAAAGGAAAGGGGUUAAAACUUACCUUUUUCCAGCGCCGGGCGGGGAGCUCUCCGCCUCCGAUCCUCCUCCUCUCCUCCUAUUCGGCUGAAUGCGCAUGCGGCGGAAAGAGCUGCGCGCGCAUUCAGCCGGUCUCAUAGGAAAGCAUUUACAAUGCUUUCCUAUGGACGCUUGCGUGUUCUCACUGUGAUUUUCACAGUGAGAAUCACGCUAGCGCCUCUAGCGGCUGUCAAUGAGACAGCCACUAGAGGCUUUGAGGGCUGGAUUAACCCAUUUAUAUAAAAGUGUGAGCUGCUGCAGACCCCACACCAUCACAUCAAUCUCAGCCAGCAGCACCCCAUGCAAGCCACCCUCCCACAGACAAAAGUUAUGCUCACAGGUUGGCUGCAAAUAUAAAAACUGCUAUGUUUAUUAAAAAAAAGGGUUAAUCCUAGAGGGACCUGGCACCCAGACCACUUCAUUAAGCUGAAGUGGUCUGGGUGCCUAGAGUGGUCCUUUAAGGAGUUACUAAAACCCUUUCUCUGACAGUAAUUUCUUAGUUUAUAAUGCUUUACUGGCUUCACUGGGGCCCACAUGUACUUAGAGCCACCCGAUGGGUAUUGCUGAAUAAGGGCCUUGUCAAGUGCUGCGACCCUUUAAGAGCGCGACCGGGAGGAAGUAAGAGCCGGUCACUUCCUCCCAGGUAUAGAGAGCACCGCACCGGAGGGAAGCAAGAUGGAGACAAGCAAAGAGUGAGCUGCUGCAGACACCACACCAUCACAUCACAUCAAUCUCAGCCAGCAGCACCCCAUGCAAGCCACCCUCCCACAGACAAAAGUUAUGCUCACAGGUUGGCUGCAAAUAUAAAAAUGAUAACAUGUAUGUGUGUCAGUGUGUGUUUAUGUCAGUUUAUGUACCUAUGUGUGUAUGUGUAUCUAUGUGUGUAUGUAUAUCUGUGUGUCAAGGUGUAUGUAUGUAUCAGGGUUUCUAUCUGAGUGUGUAUGUGCCAGUGUGUGUAUCUGUAAGAGUGUGUAUCUGUCUGUCUAUCUUUGUGUGUGCAUGUGAAUGUGUGUGUAUGUAUCAGUGUGUUUAUAUGUGUGUAUCUGUGUGUUAAUUUGUAUGUAUGUGGCAGUGUACAUGCAUACAUCUCAGCAAUCAAACCAGCACAACAUGCAAACACACCCCUGCAAUCAAACAUAACCAGUACAUAAAAACACACCCCUGUAUUCAAUCUCCAAAAUUAUAUACAAACACACUCCUUUAUCAAACACCAAUGCUACCCAGAAAGGUACAUCAUUUAAAAGACAAACAAGUGUUACAAACAAACACACCCCUGCAAUCAAACACAAACAAUACAUACAAACACACUCCUGUAUUGAAAUGCAGAAAUGAUAUACAAACACCAAGACUACACACAAAAGCACACCUGCACUUAAAAGCCAACACUAUAUACAAACACAUCCCUGCAUUCAAAUGCAAAUACUACACAUCAAUACACCACUGCAUCUCAAUUACAACAGUACACCUCAACAUACACACAUACGCUAUACAAAAACUUCCAUUCAAACGCACAAAUACUGCUUACAAAUACAGAGCCUUCAGUUGUGAUGGUGUGGCUUUUAAAAUCACAUGUUUUACUGUUUAAAAAAGAUAAGAAAGUCAAAACAUUUUCUAAAAGUAAAUUUCAAUUUCCCGGUUGCUGAAGGGAUGAAAACCCCUUCAGUAACUUACCUGAGGCAGCGACGAUGUCCCUCGUCGCUGCUUCUCCCUCCGCGCCGCUCCUCCUUCUGACUGCGUCGGUUGGUAGGCGAGACCGAUCCCGCCCACCGUAAGAAAGCAUUGAAAACGCAUUGAAAAUACUUUCCUAUGGGGAAAUGAGCGAUGCUGGAGGUCCUCACACAGCGUGAGGACGUCCAGCGACGCUCUAGCACAGGUUUCCUGUGCUAGGAACCAGGAAGUGCCCUCUAGUGGCUGUCUAGUAGACAACCUCUAGUGGCUUUCUAGUAGACAGCCACUAGAGGUGGAGUUAACCCUGCAAGGUAAUUAUUGCAGUUUAUUAAAAAAAACUGCAAUAAUUACACUUGCAGGGUUAAGAGUAGUGGGAGUUGGCACCCAAACCACUCCAAUGGGCAGAAGUGGUCUGGGUGCCUGGAGUAUCCCUUUAACUGAUUCUUAUAGCACAUAUCAUGGACUUAUUUAUGGACAACACAGUCAAGAAGUUCUGAAAAUAGAAAUUGUUCUAUUGGUGGUAGUUCUGAGAUGGAUACAUAAUCAAAGCUCCAUCUAAUUUAUUCCAAUAUUAACUGCUCUCAAAUUAUGUUCUUUUAUUCCAGAUUCAAAGUAAGUUCCAUAUUGUUCCCCUGAAUGAAGAUGUGGAAACUUUGCUUGUGGAUCGAAUGGCUUUUCUUGACUCCACUGCUGACAAUCACAUCUAAGACACAUGCUCAAGCACUUAGGCAGACGAGAGUACCAUACAUAAAAGAUAAACCGUUUAUUUCCUUUUGGAAUGCACCUACAGCGCAGUGUAAACUGAGAUACAAAGUUGAUCUGGACCUCAGUGUUUUUGACAUUGUUGCAAACACCAAUGAAACUUUGAGUGGUUCUAAUGUCACAAUAUUCUAUCACACUCACCUUGGGUAUUACCCGUACAUCACCGAUGAUGGACACUCUUUUAAUGGUGGUGUGCCACAAAAUGAGAGCCUCAAAAAGCACCUGAAGCAAGCUGAGCUUGAUAUUGAAAAACUCAUACCAUGCAAAAAAUUUACUGGUCUAGGGGUAAUCGACUGGGAGAACUGGAGACCUCAAUGGGAUAGAAACUGGGGAAAUAAAACCGUCUACAGAAAUAAAUCCAUCGAACUCGUCAAGGCUCAACAUCCUGACUGGUCUCAUGUCAAGCUCAGUCAAGUAGCCAAAAAGGAAUUUGACCAAGCUGCGGAGAAUUUUAUGACUGAGACGAUUAUUAAAGCACAGAAUGUGAGGCCCCAUGGACUCUGGGGAUACUAUCUAUUUCCUGAUUGUUACAACUAUGACUACAAGACGCAUCCUCAUGCAUUCACAGGCAAAUGUCCAGAUAUUGAACUGAAACGUAAUGAUUUGCUGUUGUGGAUGUGGAAGAGUGUCAAUGCCCUGUACCCUUCUAUAUAUCUUGACUAUGUUUUGAAAUCAAGCCCAAAUGCUCUUAAAUUUGUUCACCAUCGUGUAAAAGAGGCAAUGAGAGUGGCUUCAAUGGCAAGAAAAGACUACGAUUUGCCAGUUUUUGUGUACUCCAGGCCUUUUUACGCAUACACUUUCCAUGUUUUGACAGAGGUAAGUUAAAUUAUACGCUAAAAAAGCCAUGCUAAUUAUAGUCAAAUUGUUAAUAAUGUUUCAUUCAUCGUAGGAUUAUUUAGGUAGUAUAACAUGCAGCACCUUUCAGAGGUGCAUGUUUCAGCCUGGGGCACACAGUAAAGGUUGGGACUAUGUGCGCAUGGUUGUAUACAUCACUGUGUGUGUUUGUGUGCAAUUUAUGCAUCUUGUUGAUAGGUCAUUCAUUGUGGAUAUGGGUUCUAGACUAAUCUACUGAUUUUCCUACUGUCAGCAAUACAAGUUUUAGGUGUUUUUUUUACUUUUGUAAUUAAUAUCUUGACUGUGCUUCUUUCUUCAUACUGUUCUCUGUGAGCUUCAACAUAGUGUCUAUUAGCAUUUCAGUCCUUUUUUUCUGUCUCUAUUACUUGAUUUUUCUGGGAAAGACAAUCAAUUGGAGAUUACCAAGCUAAAGCCUCAUUGGGACUAGGCCCACUUGUAUCCAUUACAUUCUGCGUAGCUUUCAAUUUCUUCUUCAUUCAUUGAUGAUAGUGGCCACCAGUCCAUAAAUACAUUAUGCUCAUAAGGCCUUUUACUCAAAUAUGGGGUUUUUACUUUCCUAAUGUUUACUUUCGGAAUUAGGCUUCAGGCGUGUUUAGAUUGCUAACUUCUCAAUCUGAUUCUGCCUGUCUUAGCUUAGCUAUCCCUUUAGGCUUGAAAGUACAAUUUAGAGGGCUAUUGCUGUUUAAUGGGUGGAUGAGUUGUGUUUCUGUUUCUAACAGUCUGUGUCGUGGACCUCUAUCUAUCACAAUGUCACUGUUACUAUACAGUUAUUUGAUUUAAAAAUGAAGGGCUAUCAUACCUCAACAAGACUUUCUGACAAUUUCAUAUCCAGAUAUACAAGCAAUCACUUGAAUGAAUAUAUAUACAGUGAGGGGAAAAAAAGUAUUUGAUCCCCUGCUGAUAUUGAAUGUUUGUCCACUGACGAAGAAAUGAUCAGUCUAUAAUUUUAAUGGUAGGUGUAUUUUAACAGUGAGAGACAGAAUAACCAAAAAAAAUAAAAAAUGUCAAAAUAGUUACAAAUUGAUUUGCAUGUCAAUGAGUGAAAUAAGUAUUUGACCCCUUUGACUUAGUACUUGGUGGCAAAUCACAGAGGUCAGAUGUUUCUUGUAGUUGGCCACCAGGUUUGCACAUAUCUCAGGAGGGAUUUUGUCCCACUCUUUUAUGCAGAUCAUCUCCAAGUCAUUAAGGUUUCAAGGAUGAUGUUUGGCAACUCGAACCUUGAGCUCCCUCCACAGAUUUUCUACGGGAUUAAGGUCUGGUGACUGGAUAGGCCACUCCAGGACCUUAAUGUGCUUCUUCUUGAGCCUUGGCUGUGUGUUUUGGGUCAUGCUAGAAUACCCAUCUACAAACCAUUUUUAAUGCCCUGGCUGAUGUUCUCACCCAAGAUUUUGACGGUACAUGGCCCCAUCCAUCGUCCCUUUGAUGGGGUGCAGUUGACCUGUCCUCUUAGCAGAAACCCCAACCCCCCCAAAGCAUUAUUUUUCCACCUCCAUGUUUGACGGUGGGGAUGGUGUUCUUGGGGUCAGAGGCAGCAUUCCUCCUCCUCCAUACAUGGCAAGUUGAGUUAAUGCCAAAGAGCUCGAUUUUGGUCUCAUCUGACCACAACACUUUCACCCAGUUCGCUUUUGAAUCAUUUAGAUGUUCAUUGGCAAACUUCAGACGGGCCUGUACAUGUGCUUUCUUGAGCAGGGGGACCUUCUGGGAGCUGCAGGAUUACAGUCCUUCACAUCAUAGUGUGUGACCAAUUGUUUUCUUGGUGACUAUGGUCCCAGCUGCCUUAAGAUCAUUAACAAGAUCCUCCCGUGUAGUUCUGGGCUGAUUCCUCACCAUUCUCAUGAUCAUUGAAACUCCACAAGGUGAGAUCUUACAAAUGUGUUUCUUCCAUUUGCAAAUAAUCACACCAACUGUUGUCACCUUCUAACCAAGCUGCUUGGCAAUGGUCUUGUAGACCAUUCCAGCCUUGUGUAGGUCUACAAUUGUGUCCCUGACAUCCUUGGACAGCUCUUUGAUCUUGGCCAUGGUGGAGAGUUUGGAAUCUGAUUGAUUGCUUCUGUGGACAGGUGUCUUUUUCUACCAGUAACAAGCUGAGAUUAGGAACACUCCCUUUAAGAUGGUUCUCCUCAGCUCAUUACCUGUAUAAAACUGAGAGCCAGAAAUCUUACUGAUUGAUAGGGGAUCAAAUACUUAUUUCACUCAUUGACAUGCAAAUUACUUUUUUGACAAGCGUUUUUCUGGAUUUUUUUAAUGUUAUUCUGUCUCUCACUGUUAAAAUACACCUACCAUUAAAAUUAUAGACUGAUCAUUUCGUUGUCAGUGGACAAACAUUCAAAAUCAGCAGGAGAUCAGAUACUUUCUUCUCUCACUGUAUGAGUGUGUUUUUCCCAGAGUUACAAACUUGCACUAUCCUAGUUUUUAGGAUUGAUCUAUUUUAUGAUAAGAGUCCCUCCAGAUGAUUUACCACAAAUGUAAAGUAAAGAUUAAUUUAAUUCCUGUACGUAUUUUUUAUUUUGUGUCUUCAGGCUGACCUAGUUAAAACAAUCGGGGAGAGUGCUGCGUUAGGGGCAGCAGGAAUCGUGCUGUGGGGAGGGAUGGAUUACGCCAGUACGAAGGUAAAUAUAGAAUUUUCGUUCCAUGCUGUGUUUCGGUUUAAACUGUAUGUCAUGCAACUAUGUGGUUUCACUAUAGAGUAUAAUUCUUACAUGGGUAUUCACUAUAGUAAAAAUUGUUGCGAAUUCAAAAUGAUUCUCAAAUUUAAAGCUAAAAUAGCCACCAUGGAGCUUACUUGACUUGAAGAUUUUUUCUAAUUCGGUUACUUUGACCUUAAAUUUGGAAUUCACUUUGAAUUCUCACUUUGGAGCAUAACCUAAUUAAUUAAUUAAAGUGAAUUCAAAGUAAAUUCAGAUUUGAAGGGAAACAAUUGUGCCAAGAAAACAAAGUUGUUUUCUUAGCAUUACAGCUCACUAUAGUGCUAUAUACUAGCUCCCUAUUAGACCUCUAUGCCAUUGGACCACCCCCGGGUUAGCCCCCCCAUAUUGAGAAUUUUAACAAAAGAUUAUUCCAUUUGUUAGAUCUUUGUUAGAUCAGGUUUGAUCAACAAUUUUUUUCGUUAGAUCUACUCUAAAAUAUGCGAUAUUAACAAUCAUUGUCAGGGGGGGCUAACCCGUAGCCAGCCCCCCCUCAACAAAAAUUUGGAGAAAAUGUUGUUGAUUAUGAUAGCUCUACGUUAGAUCAGGUUUGAUCAGGCAAAAUUUUUGUUUGAUCUAGUCUAAUUACUGAGAUAUUGCAUAUAUAAUUAGGGGGGGCUGGCCCCCCCUCAACUGAAAUUUGGACAAAAUGUUACUGAUUUUGGUAGCUAUUCGUUAGAUCAGGUUUGAUCAACUGUUUUUUUCGUUAGAUCUAUCACGCAAGAGGCGGUAUUCACUACUUAACUUUGUGGGCGUGACUACGGGUUAGCCCCCCCUCAAGUGAAAUUUGAAUUUUUUUUUAUUGAUUUUGGUAGCUAUUCGUUAGAUCAGGUUUGAUCAACUGUUUUUUUCGUUAGAUCUAUCACGCAAGAGGCGGUAUUCACUACUUAACUUUGUGGGCGUGACUACGGGUUAGCCCCCCCUCAAGUGAAAUUUGAAUUUUUUUUUAUUGAUUUUGGUAGCUAUUCGUUAGAUCAGGUUUGAUCAACUGUUUUUUUCGUUAGAUCUAUCACGCAAGAGGCGGUAUUCACUACUUAACUUUGUGGGCGUGACUACGGGUUAGCCCCCCCUCAAGUGAAAUUUGAAUUUUUUUUUAUUGAUUUUGGUAGAUAUUCGUUAGAUCAGGUUUGAUCAACUGUUUUUUUCGUUAGAUCUAUCACGCAAGAGGCGGUAUUCACUACUUAACUUUGUGGGCGUGACUACGGGUUAGCCCCCCCUCAAGUGAAAUUUGAAUUGUUUUUUAUUGAUUUUGGUAGCUAUUCGUUAGUUCAGGUUUGAUCAACUGUUUUUUUUCGUUAGAUCUAUCACGCAAGAGGCGGUAUUCACUACUUAACUUUGUGGGCGUGACUACGGGUUAGCCCCCCCUCAAGUGAAAUUUGAAUUUUUUUUAUUGAUUUUGGUAGAUAUUCGUUAGGUCAGGUUUGAUCAACUGUUUUUUUCGUUAGAUCUAUCACGCAAGAGGCGGUAUUCACUACUUAACUUUGUGGGCGUGACUACGGGUUAGCCCCUCCUCAAUUGAAAUUUAAUUUUUUUUUAUUGAUUUUGGAAGCUAUUCGUUAGGUCAGGUUUGAUCAACUGUUUUUUUCGUUAGAUCUAUCACGCAAGAGGCGGUAUUCACUACUUAAUUUUGUGGGCGUGACUACGGGUUAGCCCCCCCUCAAGUGAAAUUUGAAUUUUUUUUAUUGAUUUUGGUAGAUAUUCGUUAGAUCAGGUUUGAUCAACUGUUUUUUUCGUUAGAUCUAUCACGCAAGAGGCGGUAUUUAGCCCCCCCUCAUGUGAAAUUUGAAUUUUUUUUCAUUGAUUUUGGUAGCUAUUUGUUAGAUUAAGUAAGAUCAACUGUUUUUUUUCCGUAAGAUCUAUCACGCAAAAGGCGGUAUUCACAAUCUUAUUUUAAUUUUGCACAUAAAUACCAGUACAUUUUCAUAUCAAGCCACAGGUGACAUCAUAAUUUAGGAAUUUGCUUGGAUUUGCUAACACAAUGUGUAGAUCAUUUUCAAUAUUUUUUUUUAUUCUCUACAUGCACAGUAUUGAGGUGAUAAAGUCCAGCAUAUGCCCAGCCUGAACUUAUUAGUGAUAUUUGAAUACAGUUGCAAGAAAAAGUAUGUGAGCCCUUUGGAAUGAUAUGGAUUUCUGCACAAAUUGGUCAUAAAAUGUGAUCUGAUCAUCAUCUAAGUCACAACAAUAGACAAUCAGUCUGCUUAAACUAAUAACACACAAAUAAUGAAAUGUUGCCAUGUUUUUAUUGAACACACCAUGUAAACAUUCACAGUGCAGGUGGAAAAGUAUGUGAACCCCUAGACUAAUGACAUCUCCAAGAGCUAAUUGGAGUGAGAUGUCAGCCAACUGGAGUCCAAUCAAUGAGAUGAGAUUGGAGGUGUUGGUUACAGCUGCCCUGCCCUAUAAAAAACACACACCAGUUCUGGGUUUGCUUUUCACAAGAAGCAUUGCCUGAUGUGAAUGAUGCUUCGCACAAAAGAGCUCUCAGAAGAACUACGAUUAAGAACUGUUGACUUGCAUUAAGCUGGAAAGGGUUAUAAAAGUAUCUCCAAAAGCCUUGCUGUUCAUCAGUCCACGGUAAGACAAAUUGUCUAUAAAUGGAGAAAGUUCAGCACUGCUGCUACUCUCCCUAGGAGUGGCCGUCCUGUAAAGAUGACUGCAAGAGCACAGCGCAGACUGCUCAAUGAGGUGAAGAAGAAUCCUAGAGUGUCAGCUAAAGACUUACAAAAGUCACUGUCAAAUGCUAACAUCCCUGUUAGCGAAUCUACAAUACGUAAAACACUAAACAAGAAUGGAUUUCAUGGGAGGAUACCACAGAGGAAGCCACUGCUGUCCAAACAAAACAUUGCUGCACGUUUACAGUUUGCACAAGAGCACCUGGAUGUUCCACAGCAGUACUGGCAAAAUAUUCUGUGGACAGAUGAAACCAAAGUUGAGUUGUUUGGAAGAAACACACAACACUAUAUGUGGAGAAAAAGAGGCACAGCACACCAACAUCAAAACCUCAUCCCAACUGUGAAGUAUGGUGGUGGGGGCAUCAUGGUUUGGGGCUGCUUUGCUGCGUCAGGGCCUGGACGAUUGCUAUCAUUGAAGGAAAAAUGAAUUCCCAAAUUCCCAAGACAUUUUGCAAGAGAACUUAAGGCCAUCUGUCUACCAGCUGAAGCUCAACAGAAGAUGGGUGUUGCAACAGGACAAUGACCCAAAGCAUAAAAGUAAAUCAACAACAGAAUGGCUUAAACAGAAGAAAAUACACCUUCUGAAGUGGCCCAGUCAGAGUCCUGACCUCAACCCGAUUGAGAUGCUGUGGCAUGACCUCAAGAAAGCGAUUCACACCAGACAUCCCAAGAAUAUUGCUGAACUGAAACAGUUCUGUAAGAGGAAUGGUCAAGAAUUACUCCUGACCUGGGCAGCUGUAACCAACACCUCCAAUCUCAUCUCAUUGAUUGGACUCCAGUUGGCUGACAUCUCACUCCAAUUAGCUCUUGGAGAUGUCAUUAGUCUAGGGGUUCACAUACUUUUUCCACCUGCACUGUGAAUGUUUACAUGGUGUGUUCAAUAAAAACAUGGCAACAUUUCAUUCUUUGUGUGUUAUUAGUUUAAGCAGACUGAUUGUCUAUUGUUGUGACUUAGAUGAUGAUCAGAUCACAUUUUAUGACCAAUUUGUGCAGAAAUCCAUAUCAUUCCAAAGGGCUCACAUACUUUUUCUUGCAACUGUAUUCAAAUAUCACUAAUAAGUUCAGGCUGGGCAUAUGCUGGACUUUAUCACCUCAAUACUGUGCAUGUAGAGAAAAAAAAAAAAAUAUUGAAAAUGAUCUACACAUUGUGUUAGCAAAUCCAAGCAAAUUCUUAAAUUAUGAUGUCACCUGUGGCUUGAUAUGAAAAUUUACUGGUAUUUAUGUGCAAAAUUAAAAUAAGAUUGUGAAUACCGCCUUUUGCGUGAUAGAUCUUACGGAAAAAAACAGUUGAUCUUACUUAAUCUAACAAAUAGCUACCAAAAUCAAUGAAAAAAAAUUCAAAUUUCACUUGAGGGGGGGCUAACCCGUAGUCACGCCCACAAAGUUAAGUAGUAAAUACCGCCUCUUGCGUGAUAGAUCUAUCGAAAAAAACAGUUGAUCAAACCUGAUCUAACGAAUAUCUACCAAAAUCAAUAAAAAAAAAUUCAAAUUUCACUUGAGGGGGGGGGCAAACCCAUAGUCACGCCCACAAAGUUAAGUAGUGAAUACCGCCUCUUGCGUGAUAGAUCUAACGAAAAAAACAGUUGAUCAAACCUGAUCUAACGAAUAUCUACCAAAAUCAAUGAAAAAAUAUUCAAAUUUCACUUGAGAGGGGGCUAACCCGUAGUCACGCCCACAAAGUUAGGUAGUGAAUACCGCCUCUUGCGUGAUAGAUCUAAUGAAAAAAACAGUUGUUCAAACCUGUUCUAAUGAAUAUCUACCAAAAUCAAUAAAAAAAAAAAAUCUAAUUUCACUUGAGGGGGGGCUAACCCGUAGUCACGCCCACAAAGUUAAGUAGUGAAUACUGCCUCUUGCGUGAUAGAUCUAACGAAAAAAACAGUUGAUCAAACCUGAUCUAAUGAAUAUCUACCAAAAUCAAUAAAAAAAAAUUCAAAUUUCACUUGAGGGGGGGCUAACCCGUAGUCACGCCCACAAAGUUAAGUAGUGAAUACCGCCUCUUGCGUGAUAGAUCUAACGAAAAAAACAGUUGAUCAAACCUGAUCUAACGAAUAGCUACCAAAAUCAAUAAAAAAUAAAUAAAUUUCACUUGAGGAGGGGCUAACCCGUAGUCACGCCCACAAAGUUAGGUAGUGAAUACCGCCUCUUGCGUGAUAGAUCUAACGAAAAAAACAGUUGAUCAAACCUGAUCUAACGAAUAGCUACCAAAAUCAAUAAAAAAAAAUUAAAAUUUCACUUGAGGGGGGGCUAACCCGUAGUCACGCGCACAAAGUUAAGUAGGGAAUACCGCCUCUUGCGUGAUAGAUCUAACGAAAAAAACAGUUGAUCAAACCUGAUCUAAUGAAUAGCUACCAAAAUCAAUGAAAAAAUAUUCAAAUUUCACUUGAGGGGGGGCUAACCCGUAGUCACGCCCACAAAGUUAAGUAGUGAAUACCGCCUCUUGCGUGAUAGAUCUAACGAACAAAAACAGUUGAUCAAACCUGAUCUAACGAAUAGCUACCAAAAUCAAUAAAAAAAAAUUCAAAUUUCACUUGAGGGGGGGCUAACCCGUAGUCACGCCCACAAAGUUAAGUAGUGAAUACCGCCUCUUGCGUGAUAGAUCUAACGAAAAAAACAGUUGAUCAAACCUGAUCUAACGAAUAGCUACCAAAAUCAAUAAAAAAAAUUCAAAUUUCACUUGAGGGGGGCUAACCCGUAGUCACGCCCACAAAGUUAAGUAGUGAAUACCGCCUCUUGCGUGAUAGAUCUAACGAAAAAAACAGUUGAUCAAACCUGAUCUAACGAAUAGCUACCAAAAUCAAUAAAAAAAAAUUCAAAUUUCACUUGAGGGGGGGCUAACCCGUAGUCACGCCCACAAAGUUAAGUAGUGAAUACCGCCUCUUGCGUGAUAGAUCUAACGAAAAAAACAGUUGAUCAAACCUGAUCUAACGAAUAUCUACCAAAAUCAAUAAAAAAAAAUUCAAAUUUCACUUGAGGGGGGGCUAACCCGUAGUCACGCCCACAAAGUUAAGUAGUGAAUACCGCCUCUUGCGUGAUAGAUCUAACGAAAAAAACAGUUGAUCAAACCUGAUCUAACGAAUAGCUACCAAAAUCAAUAAAAAAAAAUUCAAAUUUCACUUGAGGGGGGGCUAACCCGUAGUCACGCCCACAAAGUUAAGUAGUGAAUACCGCCUCUUGCGUGAUAGAUCUAACGAAAAAAACAGUUGAUCAAACCUGAUCUAACGAAUAGCUACCAAAAUCAGUAACAUUUUGUCCAAAUUUCAGUUGAGGGGGGGCCAGCCCCCCCUAAUUAUAUAUGCAAUAUCUCAGUAAUUAGACUAGAUCAAACAAAAAUUUUGCCUGAUCAAACCUGAUCUAACGUAGAGCUAUCAUAAUCAACAACAUUUUCUCCAAAUUUUUGUUGAGGGGGGGCUGGCUACGGGUUAGCCCCCCCUGACAAUGAUUGUUAAUAUCGCAUAUUUUAGAGUAGAUCUAACGAAAAAAAUUGUUGAUCAAACCUGAUCUAACAAAGAUCUAACAAAUGGAGUAAUCUUUUGUUAAAAUUCUGAAUAUGGGGGGGCUAACCCGGGGGUGGUUGCCAUUGGUAAAGUUGGAAGAAGAAGCAUUUGGGGUAGUGAAUGUACUGUAUGUCAUUCACUCAUAUACCCUGAGUUAAUAUCCCCUCACAUGGCAAUGCAAGCUUCAAGUAAGAGAUCUAUACAUUUGCCUACAAUUUUGCUAACACAAUGCAGCUAUUAAAUUGUAAUGACUAGCUGAAACACUUCUUAUCAUCAACAUAUCUCCCCAAAACAUGCUAAUUCCAAAAGCAGCAGGAACCAUGCAUUAAUGCUCUACCUCCAGGCACUCACAUGUGUUCUGCAGAUGUUCUCUUUCAUGGGACAGAGUCCUUGUUGAGACCCCUCAUGACCUGUGUCUCACGGGGUGGUUAUUGAUACUAGCUAAGUGUCGUUAUCUAACAUGAUCAAGUGGAGGGCUAAAUUCCUUAAAGAAAGCUUAGAAGGUUCCAUUAGAAGAUAUCAAUUCUGUUGCAUCACAUAACUUGUUCAAUAAGCUUUCCACAAAUGAUAAGGGAUGCGUGGACUUUCAGCAGCUACAUAUGGUCUGCAUUUGGAAGACAAUGCUGUAUGGACUUUCAUGGGCUCCAUCUGGUCUACAGUAGGAUAACAAUGUUGCAACAGUAGCAAUAAAAUCCAUUCUGUAACUGCACAUCAUUGCUAAAGAUUCCUACAGAUCCUUUCAUUUGCUAAAGAAGCUUAUUAUUAAAAAGGUUUUUUUUAAUACGUAAGCCUAAUGUAAAAUAAUGGUCACUGCAGUUAAGAUAGGUUAAUAAAAGGUUAAAGUGAAUAUGAAUUAAUUACUAUUGGCAUUUCUGAACCUUUUAACCAGGAGAUGAUAAUAAAACUAAUUUCAAAAGACAUUUUAAAUUUGCAACACUAUCGUUAUGUUUAACCAUUUAUUCACUAACCAUGGGCUUACAAUGAACUGAAAACCAUUCUGCAAUUUUGAAUCGAAAUAGCUGCUUGGGAAAAGAAAAUGUGCAAUUUAGCACAAAUGUUUUACAUUUUGGCUUAGAUUUUGAAAUUCAUUUUUCAAUCCGCCCAAAAUCACUAUUUAGUAAAUAACCCUCCUGCUAUUAUUAUAACGGCCAUGCUUAAUGUUUCGUAAAUGUAUUCUGAUAAAUUUGUUUUGAUUUGCAUAGCUUAUUCUUACAUUAAAGGGACACUAUAGUCACCUGAACAACUUUAGCUUAAUGAAGCAGUUUUGGUGUAUAGAACAUGCCCCUGUAGCCUCACUGCUCAAUCCUCUGCCAUUUAGGAGUUAAAUCCCUUUGUUUAUGAACCCUAGUCACACCUCCCUGCAUGUGACUUGCACAGCCUUCCAUAAACACUUCCUGUAAAGAGAGCCCUAUUUAGGCUUUCUUUAUUGCAAGUUCUGUUUAAUUAGGAUUUUCUUAUCCCCUGCUAUGUUAAUAGCUUGCUAGACCCUGCAAGAGCCUCCUGUAUGUGAUUAAAGUUCAAUUUAGAGAUUGAGAUACAAUUAUUUAAGGUAAAUUACAUCUGUUUGAAAGUGAAACCAGUUUUUUUUUCAUGCAGGCUCUGUCAAUCAUAGCCAGGGGAGGUGUGGCCAGGGCUGCAUAAACAGAAACAAAGUGAUUUAACUCCUAAAUGACAGUGAAUUGAGCAGUGAAAUUGCAGGGGAAUGAUCUAUACACUAAAACUGCUUUAUUUAGCUAAAGUAAUUUAGUUGACUAUAGUGUUACUUUAAUCUUUAUAAAAUGUGUGAUGUCAAAUUAUAACACAUGCAUUCCAUCCACUGUUCCAUCUGAACGCUAUGAAUUUCUCUCUUUGAGUGCCUGAUGGAAGCAUGUGUUCUAACUUUGCCUAUGCUGUCUGGGAGUAAUAAACCAUUAAUUUAUGUUACACAACACACUUUUCAUAUUCCAUAGACAGAGGUCUGUGCAUUCUGACAAACUUGAGUUGAUAAAUGAGUUUCCAACUUAGAUGAAUUGUAAAUUUUAUAGGCUAUUUAUUACAGCCCAAACUCUGUGUAGCAAUGAGUGUGGUGGUUUCUGCUGUCUUUUAAUUUAGACAAUAGACAUGAGGGGCUCGCAGGUAAUAUUGGGCAUUGUCACAAUACUUUGUACCAAGUUACAUUUAUUACCAUAAAACUGUUAUUCUAUAAGGCAUAGUGCAGUGAUGGCUUUCCUCCAGAUGGUUCAAAAUUGCAUUUAUCGUAUUGGCUGGCUGGUCAUCUUGGGGGCGGGGGGAAUUCUCAAAAACAUCUGGGGCACCUAGGUUAAUUGUCAUUAGUUAAAGGGAUCAAGUAAUAUUGCCUUUAAAAUAAAAUUACAAUACUAUGAUAUUGUUCACACAAACAUGUUGUUUCUUCCUUUCAGGAAAGCUGUAAUACUGUAAAGAAAUACGUGGAUGGACCCCUGGGCCACUACAUUGUUAAUGUGACUUCAGCAGCCAAACUUUGUAGUAAAGUUUUAUGCAAAAUGAAUGGGAGGUGUAUCAGGAAGCACGUUCAUUCAACGUCCUACUUACAUUUAAACCCUAAUAACUACGAGAUCAAGAAACGUUCUCAAGGUCGGGGACAUUCUGUUACGGGGAGCCUGGGAGAGGAAGACAUUUUGUACAUGAAGCAGAAGUUUGUGUGUCAGUGUUAUGAAGGUUGGAUUGGAAUAUCCUGCGAACUCCCAAAAUCUGGAAAACUAAAUUGGAAAAGAAACGAUUUUACAAGUGGGUCAGGAAAGAUAGCUGCCUUGAAUAUUGUGUUCUACGCAGUAUUUCAAAUUAGUAUUUUAUUACAAAUCAAUGCUUGAGAUUUAGAAACAAGGCACAAGUAAUCCUCGUAACUAUUUGACAGGUCAUGUAUUAACGAUUGCAAUGGGAUGUGCAGAAAUUAUCUUCUCUUCUCUUCUUAUAAAGGAUUAAUAGGUGGGAUUGUACCUCUAGGUCGACAAAAACAGUGAGAGAGUAAUUGUGUGAUUCUGCCAUUAUGGUUAAAUGUGACAAAAGAGGUCAAAUUGAAGCAUUAUCAUCAAAAUGUUGAUGGGUUAUUUUUAUUUCUAAAUGCAUAAAACCCACUAUAACUAGAAUCUAGGCACUGGACUGUUUUUUCACAUAAUAAAGAGUGACUAAAGUGACUUGGAUUUUCAUAAAACAUUGAAAAAUGCACCGAGAAACAGUUGUCCAUCCUCAAACUCAACUUACAAAUACAGAGCAAUCCAUGUACAUUAUUUGUAUCAAGAAAAGAUAUGGACUUUUGACAAGGCCAGAUUUCCCAUACGACAGACUUGUCAUUGGCAGAAAGCACUAUUUUUGGUAUUGCAAUGUAGUCAACAUGUUCCCAACUGGCCAGCCGGCCUGAAAGACUUCUUAGAAAGAAUACAUAUGUGGAAUAUUUCUAUUUUAUGUGAAAUAAUGUAGGACCAAUAUAAACUACUGUCUGUUGACCUGUUCUUCAACAUGUAUGAUGGUCAUCCUGAAAAGUCAUUUAUUGAGACUAGGAGAACAUAAGAUUUCUCCUUCAGUAUGGAAGGGAUAUUUACAGUAAGUACAAUAAAGAUAUAUGGCAUUUGUUGCUCAAAACACUUGCUAUAUCAAAUUUAAAGGAGGACUCCAAAAUCCAUAUCAGUGGAGGUGGUCUGCGGGGUCUGUGAGGCUGCACCCUGGCAGUUUGAUUGGUGAUGCUUGAGGUUUGCAGCUCUCGGGUUACUGAUCACUGUAAAAGCUCCUCCUGAUCUGGGAUUUUUAGGGAGCACUUAAAGGGAUCUGCACCACCUGAGUUGCAGACACAAGCUCCCUCACCUUAAUGAGAGGGCUAUUCUGGGAGAUCUUUCGAGCUUACUCAAAGCUCAUCCACAGUCAAUGCCUAAUUCACAUGCGGUAAUGCAGGCCAUGAUGUGUCCUCUGGAACCAUUGUGCUCUUGCCGACUGUCUAGGUUUCCCUAAUGGACAGGAUCGCCCUUAUUAGAAAGGUGAGUAGAGACAUAGCCACAUACCUUACUGUUAAGUGAAAAUAUGUUUACAUUUAGUAGUAUGAGACUUUUUUAGUUCAACAUAUUUUAACACAUUUCCUCUGUAUAAGACAAUUAAUGUCAUUCAGAAUGGAUAAUGUGCUUCAGAUUCUUGAAAAUACGGAUCAUAAAUAUGUAGAAAAAUGAAUAUUGUCAGUGUACGCAUUGGCAAGCUUUAACUAUGUUGGGGAAUGUUUCCAAACCAGUUAUUUUAGGAUACAUUUUGCAAACUGGGUUUUUGUAUAACCACAGCACCUGUGAAAUGCUAUUUUUUUACAAUUUUGUUAGCAGGUAAGUGAAAGCGGUUUUAGUUUUAAUGACUGUCUUUUGACCUGGGUUAGCACACAUUUAUUUAUACCACAAAUCUGAAUUUCCAAUACAGAAAUUAACCUCGUCUGGAAUGUAGCAAUUAAAAGGUUCUUGUAAUAUUCAAAAGCUUGUUUUAGAAUCAAAAGUUAAAUAUCCCUAACACAAACUAAUAUAAUUAAAAGUUAACUAUCCCUAAUGCAAACUAAUGUAUAUUUAUUGGUCACAUGACCCCUAAAUUUCUACUAAUAAGAAAUAUGCCAAUUGCAAUUCUGGCAUUUUCAUUCAUCAAUAUAAAUGCGUAAAUAAUAUGUAUUCAGUGAAUGACAUCCAUUGCACAGCUUCCACUCACCCACAAGGGGUUAUUCAUUGAGAUGGUUUAAGAGAAUGUAAUGCGUGAUCAGCACCAGCAUUAUAUAAAGGGAACUGCGAGAUCCAGACAGCUGCACAUAUUUACAAUCAGCAACUCUCAGAUGAAAUUACAUUUUUUAAAGCUUGCGUUUGUCAACUUUUAUAUGAGAAGGAGUCUGAUUGAUUUGUAGCUUGUUAC